GUCAGAACGCCCUGUUGCUUUCCAUGAGGUAUCAGGCAACCAGCACUACCUAUUCAAUCCUCCGGUGAUCUCAUAUCGAGGGCAAGGCUGUCAGUUGAUCGGACCUUGAUCCACAUUUCUUGCUCAAGAUGAUCCUCGAGCACAUGUUACAUUUUGAAUACUUUCCCGCACUCCCCUGCUCCAUCGCAGCCCUUAAUCUCGAUCGCCGUGAGACGGUUUCAGAACAGAUAGUAACCAUCUAGCAAUUUGAAGCUUCUAGUGAUUUGAUCGACUACUUGACUCCACAAGGCUCCAACGUUACACUUCAAAUCCAAGUCCUCUCAGGACCCGAACAUGGCAUCCGAUUUCGAUUAUAAGGUUGAUCCCGAAGCAGAAACGGACGACGAUGAAGAGCAUCUGGGCUCUCUCUAUCUGGGACAGAUAAAAAUACUCCCAGAGGUUCGGAAGUGUGAUCUUUUGAACUUCAAGAAUCAAUUCAAUGCCGCCGAAAAAGGGCUCUAUGCCGUCGACGUCCUUGAGUCCGACACUUUCCUGGAUCAAGAGGAAAUACAAGAAGAGCUAAGGCUACGACGAAGUCUCGCCAAGAAUCCUAAUCAGGUGAAGAACAAAGGGCUGAAGCUUUCGAAGUCAACAUAUAGGCUCCCGCACAACACUCACACUGGACAGUCUGGGAAAAAGGUCAUUUCGAAAAUCCGGAUACGAUCGCCUGCCAUUCUAUCAAUUCUGUCCAAAGUCAUGCAGCAAUCUUGGGGUAGCCGUCCUCGGACAUUCAUUCGACCUUUUGGCCCGCUCAUAUACUUUCAUUCGCAGGUUCUGGAAGCAUUGACCGAGAUAGAAGUCAAGUGGGCACUGGAGAGUGAGGCUUCGGCAGCGGUCCUUACGUCAGUGAAUUGCGAUAACUCUUCCGAGAAGACGAUCCAAGGUGGCAUUCUACAUAUUAAUGGCAGUGCAGCGGCUAUUUCAGAAAUAAGGUGCUAUUUGCAAUUCAUGUCCACCGAGAUUUUACCGCUUUACACCCAAUUCGACAAUCUAGACGAGUCGUCAAAUCCGAAAAUCAUGUUCCAUGAUCUGUGGUAUCUGUUCAAGACAAAUGAACUGGUGUAUCGACCCGUUGGUGGUGGAGCAAUUCAAGAGACAAACGGCUUCAGUCUUGGUCAGCGAGCAUGGCGCAUCCAUGGUACGCAAGAAUCCGUGGCCGGUGAUGAUCUGAAAACCGCACAUGAUCGGAAUAACUUCGAGGGAAGCGGUGGGGAGAGAACCUCUUUCAAUGUCCAUUGUUACUACAUUGACUACACUGGAGAAGAGUUUUGUGUCGUCACCGAGAUCUUCGAAAUACAUGCAUAUGAGGGGGAGAAACCCGUGAAGUCCUUGAUCGUGUUUCCAUACCGGUUCUUAGCAGAUCACGAGGAGAGGCUGGAAAAGUACAUAGAAUAUGGACACACUUUCCUGCACAGUCUCGAGACACGACAUGCGGCAUAUAACUGGUGGUCAGUUGUCAAAACUCCUCGUGGAACAGCAACUACCGAUAUGGAAGGUAACGAUCUUAAACGUGCUGAAUACGUCGAGAGCGAAGUUAUCGUCGACUUUGUUGAGGCCUUUCAAGCAUGUCCAUCAUGGAAACCGGUCCCAUGUAUCUUGAAGGCCCAAGAACCUCGCCGACUGACCAUUGCAGACGACCUUUAUACAUGUUGGUGGUCUGAUAUCCAUAGAACGAAGCUUCUAGCUGAGACAAGUGAAAUCAUUGUACUUCAGGCUGGGAUCAGCACCUAUCAGUGGAACAAAAAUCUCUUGGAUGACCAAUUCUUAGCCAGGGUCCGGGAAAACGACAAGAAUAACAGGCUUACUACCAAGAAAGAUCUUCGUGAAUGUGACUUACCGCUGCUUCCCUCUCGAGUCUUUGGCUACGUCUUACGGUAUCGAAAGUUUGAGCAGCUCGACGUCCAUGGCCUUAGUCCUGUUAAGGGAUCUAGCGAUGGCUUCGAUUGCCUGAAAAUAAACCCUCAGCAUAAAGUUUUGGUCAAGUCUCUUGUAUGGGACCAUUUCCAGAAGAAGGCCUCUGACAGAAGAGAUGGUGUCAAACGUCCUUCCUUGGACUGGAUCAAAGGCAAGGGAAAGGGUUUGUUUAUCUUACUUCAUGGAGUACCAGGUGUCGGCAAGACUGCAACCGCAGAAGCAGUAGCUCAAGCCAGCGGAAGGCCAUUGUUUGCCAUCACCUGUGGAGAUCUUGGCUUGACACCUACAGAAGUAGAGUUUGCUUUAAGAAGAAUAUUCCGUCUUGCCAACACCUGGGAUUGCGUCUUACUUUUGGAUGAGGUUGAUACAUUCUUUUCUCAGAGGUUGAAAGGAGAUGCCACCUUGAUCAAAAAUGCUCUUGUAUCAGUGUUUCUGCGAGUCCUCGAAUACUAUGAUGGACUACUUUUUCUGACAACGAAUCGCCCGGAUGCUCUUGACGAGGCAUUCAAAUCCAGAAUUUACCUCUCUCUCUAUUAUCCCCAACUUGAUCUUCGACAAACCAGGGAAAUAUGGGAGAUGAACAUCGAUCGCCUGCGAGCUGUCGAAAUUGAACGAUGCAAAAAUACGGACCUUCAACCACUCCAAAUCAACAAGCGAGAAAUAUUACGGCUUGCAGAAGAAAGGUUCAAGAACAGUGAUGCUAGUGUCCGCUGGAAUGGCAGGCAGAUCCGCAAUGCAAUUCAAGUUGCAUCAUCACUGGCAAACUCUGACGCGAAAGAAGACAACAUGCCACCAAGGCUGACUGCCGACAACUUCAAGCUGAUAUACGACGUCACUGAAGAUUUUGACAACUACUCGCGAGAGCUUGUAGGGAAGUCAGACGGUGAACUUGCCUAUGAUCGCGGUGAUCGUGCAGACCACUGGAGUCCUGAGCUUCAACGGUCCGUGGAAGGUCAUUCAUACGGCCGUAGAGGACUGUUUCCGCCGGGGAGAGUUCAAGGAUUUGGAGAUGGAGUGGCUUAUGCGCAGGCUUCAACCAAGAGACGACGGCCAAGUGUUUUUGCUGGUCGAGGUCACAUUGAUUUCUCCGACGCAUUAGGUCACUCGGGUCAACGUGCUGUUUCGCCAACAUAUCAAAGUCGCCAGUCACUCUCAAUCCCAGGGGAUGGUAGGUCUGAGACAGGUUAUAGACCGAAAGCGAGUAACCCGAUUAGGAGACAUCCAGACGAGUCGAGUUACCCCGAUAUAUAUGAGGGCUGGGUCAACGGAGGCACGGUACCAAAAGAGGCUAGCCCAGAUGAAGAAAGUGUCCAGAUUGGAAAACGCACACUUGAGGACGCUAGCUCGGCGCUUCAUUCUACGACAAAAAGAAGGAAAGCAGGUGAUAGCGAAGACUAGAAUAAGGAACAUCUACCACUCCUAUUAUAUUGUCAACUACAUAUUAUGCCACAAGCUGGGAGUGAUAAAAUUGCAAUAAUAGAAG
This is a messenger RNA of Cadophora gregata, 3436 nucleotides long. RefSeq lists its product as uncharacterized. NCBI's taxonomy places the organism in Eukaryota, Fungi, Ascomycota, Leotiomycetes, Helotiales, Ploettnerulaceae. The transcript is spliced from 2 exons. The coding region runs from base 334 to 3351 and encodes 1005 amino acids. Gene Ontology annotation, molecular function: ATP binding; ATP hydrolysis activity. The record is from RefSeq and is a predicted model, not a curated record.